This is a messenger RNA of Centropristis striata (black sea bass), 3224 nucleotides long. RefSeq names its product CWF19 like cell cycle control factor 2 (gene cwf19l2). The record is from RefSeq and is a predicted model, not a curated record. Gene Ontology annotation, biological process: mRNA splicing, via spliceosome. The transcript has 19 exons. The coding region runs from base 31 to 3003 and encodes 990 amino acids. Lineage: Eukaryota; Metazoa; Chordata; Actinopteri; Perciformes; Serranidae. Gene Ontology annotation, cellular component: post-mRNA release spliceosomal complex.
ACACUCGACAACAACAUUGACGCCAGUGUCAUGGCGACGUUCGGACUCAGUUUUGAGAGUUCGAGCAGCAUCGAAGAAAGAAAAGAAAGUAAACGACAGGCCCGACAGGAGGCGAUAGAAAAGGCCAAGCAGCAGUAUGAGAAGGAAGAGAAGAGGAAGGAGUUGAAGAGGCAGAGAGGGGAGGACACUUGGAUACUGCCAGAGAUCAACCAAAGGCUGCAGGAGAUAGAGGACGAGGGCUCUGUAAAGACCAAGAAGAAGAAAGAGAAGAAAUCUAAAAAGAAAAAGGAGAAAAAAAAGAAGGCCAAGAAGGAGAAGAAGGCAGCAGAGGCAGGAGAUGGCUCUAAUGACAGCUCAGAGGACUCAGAGGAUGGCUGGGUUGAGGCUCAGCCUCAAACACAAGCUGCUAAAGCCUGGCAGGUUCCAGAUGAGUCCAAGCCUUCAGAGAGCAACAUCAGCCCAGCACAGAAUGCCAAGAGGGACGAAUGGAUGACCUUUGAUUUCCUGGCAAUGCAAACCACGUCGACAGGGGAGAGGAGGGCUGAGAGAGAGCGACUGAAAGAGGAAGAGAAGGCAAAGGUUCAGGCCAUUGAACAGGCUAGUUUGAGCAAAUUGGAGCUAAACCCGUUCUGGAAAGAUGGAGGAAGUGGGCUGCCCCCAGAGGAGUUGGCUGCUACUGCUGCAAAAAAAGGAGGCCCAGUUGUGAAUGAUGCCGGUCUUGGCUGGCUGAGGAAGAGCUACAAAAGGAUGCAGGAGCAGGCAGAGCGGGAGCAGCGCGACCUCAACGAUGUGGUGGCCGAGAGAUACGGAUCAAUGGAGGCUUUUCAACAACGACUUGCAGAAGCUGAGAUAGCUGUGUAUGGACACAGCACAGUAGGAGUAAGAGGAGGAGGAGGAAGAGGAGACAGAGGCGGGUGGAGGAGAGGAGAGGACGAGCCCAGAGAGAGAUGGAGGAGAAGAGAUGGAGAUGGAGAUGGGGCAGAGAGAGAUCGGUGGAGAAGAAACGAAAGGGACAGAGAUUCCUCACCCACUGACAGAGAGAGAUACCGCGUCCGGGGAAGAGGCAGAGACGAAGAGAGGGGUCGAGACAGCGACAGGUUUAGAGGGAGAGAUAGAGAUGGAGAUAUAGAGAGAGCGAGGGAUAGAGGAAGAGACAGAGAUAAUGAGAGAGAUGGAGAUUGGGACAGAGACAAGGACAGAGUCAGAGAUAGGGACAGAGAGAGGGAUGGAGGAAGAGAAAGAGAUGGGGACAGAGAGAGAGAUGGAGGAAGAGAAAGAGAUGGGGACAGAGAGAGGGAUGGAGGAAGAGAAAGAGAUGGGGACAGAGACAGAGAGAGAGAGAGAGAUAGGGAUAGCGAAAGACGUAGAGAAAGAGAUAGGCCUAGUGCUGAAUCAUCAUCUGGGCAAAACUGGAAUCAACGUUCUUCCUCUCUUGGGUCACUUAAAAGCCGUUUCCUCAAACCCUCAGAGGAUGAUGACAGUGGUGAAGAGCAUCGUCCUCCUCCAGCGCGGCCAUCAACAGGAUUCCUGAAACCCAGCUCUGAUGAUGAAGACUCUGGUCCACGUAGUGCCAGCAUUCAAGCCUGGAAGAAGAGCAGCAACGUGGCCCGUAAAGAAGAGGAGAAAGAGGAGGACCCUGGGAAAACCGUAACUGCCCCACAAGAGAGUCUGUGUGACAAUAAAGCCGCUGCAACGAUAUCAAGAAGUGAGAGUAACAGUGAGGAAGAAGAGGAGGAAGAGGAGGAGCUUCCACUGCUGUCAGAGGAGGAGAUGAACAGACUGGGAGCCAAACUGGUGAAGGCAGAGAUUAUGGGCAACGAGGCCAUGGUUCAGAAAUUGAAAUCACAGCUGGAAGCAGCACAUAAAGCCAAAGAGAGCUACGCCGCCCGAAAGGAGCUACAAGCUACAACAGCUAAAUCAAAGCAGGUCACAGGUCGCUCCAGUGAAGACCAAGAAGUCCUGCUGUUUAGAACAGACCAAUCAGGUCGCGCCUGGCCAGUCAACGCUCCCUCUGGGUCCCAGGAGCCGCACGGAGGACGACGCAAGAAGAAAGCGAUUGAGACUCAUGUUGAUGGGGAGCGUGUGCGCUACUUCCAGGAUGAUGACAACGUGGGUCUGAAGGAGAUGGUGAGGAGAGAGAAGAUGGGCUCUGCACAGGAUCAGAACGCUCUCUACUCCCGCAUGGCUGCCAAGAUGAUGGGAAAGACGGACGGUGACAACUACACGCUGGAUGACAUGUUUGUGUCGAGUGCAGCGCAGAGGGAGGGUGAGGGGAGGGAGGAGGAGAGGAUGAGGAGCAAAGCCAUCGAGGAGAGCAGGAGGCUGGCUGCCUCCAUGGAGAAAUGCCAGCACUGCUUCAACAGCCAAGACCUCCAGAAGCACCUCAUAGUGGCAAUAGGCCGCAAGGUGUACCUGAGCCUGCCUGCCGGAGUGUCGAUGUCAGAGGGUCACUGUCACAUCUGUCCUCUGCAGCAUCACUGCUCUGCCACCGGACUGGAUGAGGACAUCUGGUCAGAAAUGCAGCUCUUCCGGCGUACCUUGGUGCGAAUGUUUGAGUCCCAGGAGCUGGACUGUGUGUUCAUGGAAACACACAUGAAUCUACGCAGAAGACAACACAUGGUGCUGGAAUGUAUCCCACUACCCAAAGAACUGGGUGAUAUGGCACCCAUAUACUUUAAGAAAGCCAUCAUGGAGUGUGACGAGGAGUGGGCCAUGAACAAGAAGGUCGUCGACCUCUCUUCCAAAGACGUCCGCCGUGCAGUUCCUCGAGGUCUGCCCUACUUUGCCGUAGACUUUGGACUCCAGGGAGGAUUCGCUCAUGUUAUUGAAAAUGAACAGAAGUUUCCUCAUUACUUCGGCAAGGAAGUGGUAGGAGGCAUGAUGGACUUGGAGCCCCGACGUUGGAGGAAGUUGAUCAGAGAGAACUUUGAUGACCAGAGAAAAAAAGUCCUCCAGUUUGCACAGUGGUGGAAACCGUACGACUGCACCAAGACUGAAGGCUAGCUGGACACACCCAGAACAAGGUGUGCACUUUGCUGAGGAGUGAAGAUCACACACACACACACACGCACACACACACACACACACACAAAAACACAAACACACUGCAGGGCAGAUACUGUUUCACUUACGAAUUCAGAAUUUUAUGUGAAAUUCCUUUUAGAAGUUAUGAUGUGAUUUUUUUUUUUACUCAAAUAAAAAUAAAUAAAGCGACUUUAAAUGAA